GAGAGCAGCUUGCAUGAGCCAAAAUGGCGUACAGCGGCUCGCAGCUGCAUAUCCCCGGGGCUACACUGUGAACCCUGUCUGCUUCCUCCACUUCAUGCCCUGUGUUAGUGACGCCAAAAAAAUGUCCGCAACACGUUACCGUCGCUUCCUGCGGCUCUGUGAAGAGUGGCCGAUAGACGAGACAAAACGGGGCCGGGACCUCGCCACGUUUCUCCGGCAGAAGGUAGCCCUCGCGUUCCGCGAAGGGGAGAGUACGCAGAUCGCAGAUCCAGAGAAGUGUGAUCAGAUGUAUGAGAGUUUAGCUCGGAUCCACGCCAAUGUCUAUAAAGAGAAGUUCCCUCGUGUCCGAGACACCAGUUUUACAGGAGUGACAGUGGAGGAGUGUAGAGUUGUGUUAGCCACAGACAGCAUGCAACAAAUGGAGGACAUGAAGAAGGGGAUGUGGAAGAAGCUGAAGGACAGGUUUUCCUCGAAGGCUCCAGAAGAGGGCGCUAAGGAGUGAACCCACGCUCUCGCUCUUCCAAACUGCACAAGCCCUGUACAUGCUGUAUGCACUGCUCGCCUGUAUAUUGCCAGUUUUAAAAUACUAUUUAAUAAAAAAACAGUGUAAUAAAUCUUUUCUUUUGAUGAGA
This is a messenger RNA of Acipenser ruthenus (sterlet), 632 nucleotides long. RefSeq names its product ubiquinol-cytochrome-c reductase complex assembly factor 2-like. The record is from RefSeq and is a predicted model, not a curated record. The coding region runs from base 14 to 502 and encodes 162 amino acids. The transcript has 4 exons. Gene Ontology annotation, cellular component: mitochondrial matrix. Lineage: Eukaryota; Metazoa; Chordata; Actinopteri; Acipenseriformes; Acipenseridae. Gene Ontology annotation, biological process: mitochondrial respiratory chain complex III assembly.